AAACUGCCGGUCCGGACGCCCCCGUGGACCGACGGAGGCCGGUUCGGGCCAACGGAACCGCGCAGGGGGCCGCUGUCGGCCAUGAAGCGCUGCUGAAGAGGCUCAGCUUGCUGGAGGAUGUUGUGUACCGACAGCUUAACGGUACCACCCGAACCACUCACAUGCUUCUCUUACUAAGAGUUAGUGCUUGAAACCGGGGGUGUACAGUGUGUGGCUCGGGGGCCAUUUAGGGAACAUGGUUUCAUUUUUUAUUUUAUAUUUUUAUAUUAUCUAAUAUUUAAAAUGUUAAAUAAUGGAGUCAUUGAUUUAUAAUUAUUUAUUAUUUUCUUUUAUUUUAAUAAUUCAGUAUUUAUAAUACAUAUUUUUAAUUGAAUCAUACACAUUGUAGAAAUGAAAACAAAAAAGGGAAAAAUAGAGCAAAAAGGCACAUUUUAACACAAAGCUUUUUCUUUAAACAUACAGUCAUGGAAAACACGAUUAAACCAGCCUUGUUUCUUCAGUUUAGUGGUCCUUUGUAAUGCCUGGUACAACUAAAGCUACAUUUGUUUGGACAAAUAUAAUGAUAACAAAUAUGGCUCAUAAGAGUUUCAUUUAAGAGCUGAUAUUCAGCAACUCCUCUGGUUUUCUUGAUCCAUCCAUCCAUUUUUUUAUGCCGCUUGUCCUCCUUAGGGUCGCAGGGGGUAUGCUGGAGCCUAUCCCAGCUGACUUCGGGCGAGAGGCGGGGUACAUCGCAGUGGUUUCUUGAUAAUAACCAAAAUCACUUAAGCUCUUACCUGAAUAGCUAUAGCAUUGUACUGCCAAAAAAUUAACUCUUAUGAUCUAUUUUUGUUGUCAUUGUUAUAUUUGUCCAAACAAACGUACUUUUAGUUGUAUCAGGCACUAAAAUGAACAAGAAACUGGAGAAACAAGGGGGGGGUCUAAUCAUUUUUUCCAUGACGUCUAUAAUGUUGGGGGGGAUAUGUUUUUCAUAAAACCAGAACACUAUAUAAAUAUCAGACUGCAUCAUUUGAUUUUUCAGCAUGUUUCCACACCCCUGCUUUAAAUAAAUACUGUUCUAAUCAAUUGGUGCAUGAAUUUUAAAAAAAUGCAAUAUAGUCAUGACAGUAAUCAUUUUAAACAUUUUCAUCCUUAUUUGUGAAACUCUGCAUCCUCAGUCAUCAUACUACAUUUAUAGAUAUUUAUUGAUAAUUGAUCAUUUUUAUAUUGAUUACAUUUUGCAGCUUCUUGUCCGGUCACUGGGACCCUAAAAUAAAUGACUGUAAAUAAAUGCUGACCUGCUACACACCAAAAAGGAGGACAGGAAGCGGGUCACGCAGGAGGACGUCACCGUUCCGUUUGUGUUCUGGCUUCUUAAUUCAGGUCUGUCCAAAUCCCUGGGCCUGAUCGAGGGCUUCGGGGGCCGGGGGUCGGGCGGCCUCCCUGCCACGCUGACCCCGGCCGAGGAGAGUGAGGCCACGCACCUGCGGGACAAGUAUGGCUACAACGCUUACCUGAGCGACAGGAUCUCUCUGGACCGGAGCAUCCCGGACCACAGACCCAGCCGUGUCGUCUAUCGUGUGUGCGUAGGUGCAAAGAGGUGUCCCACUUGAGAGACCUCCCCCAGAUGGCUCUCAUCUUCAUCUUCGUCAACGAGGCGCUGUCGGUCAUCCUGCGUUCGGUGCAUUCAGCUGUCAAUCACACGCCACCUCACCUGCUGAAGGAGAUCAUCCUGGUGGACGACCACAGCGACGACGAGCAGCUGAAAGGACCUCUGGAGGAAUACGUGAAAAAACGCUACCCCGGCCUGGUCAAGAUCGUCAGGAACCAGAAGAGGGAGGGGCUGAUCAGGGCCAGAUUGGAGGGCUGGAAGGUGGCCACCGCCGAGGUGACGGGAUUCUUCGACGCGCACGUGGAGUUUACCCCAUUCUGGGCCGAGCCGGUUCUGUCCAGAAUCAAGGAGGACCGCGCGAGGAUCAUCCUGCCGUCCAUCGACAACAUCAAACACGACACCUUCGAAGUGGAGCGCUAUGAGAAUUCCGGUCACGGCUACAACUGGGAGCUGUGGUGCAUGUACAUCAACCCACCCAAACAGUGGUGGGACGAGGGGGACAUGUCGGCCCCCAUCAGGAGUCCCGCCAUGAUCGGCUGCUCCUUCGUGGUCAACAGGGUCUACUUUGGCGAGCUGGGCCUGCUCGACCCGGGCAUGGACGUUUACGGAGGGGAGAACAUCGAACUGGGCAUCAGGGUGUGGUCGUGUGGGGGCAGCAUGGAAGUUCUUCCAUGUUCCAGAGUGGCUCACAUUGCCCGCAUGAAGAAGCCCUACCACAGCAACAUCGUCUUCCACAUGCGCCGCAACGCCCUGCGCGUGGCCGAGGUGUGGAUGGACGAGCUCAAGUCCAACGUUUACCUGGCCUGGAACAUCCCCAUGGAGAAUCACGGCAUCGACUUCGGAGACGUCUCCGAGAGGGUGGAGCUGAGGAAGAAGCUGCAGUGUAAGAACUUCCAGUGGUACCUGGAAAACAUCUACCCUGAGAUGAAGACCUACAACAACACCAUCUACUACGGAGAGGUCCGCAACUCCAAAGCGACCCACUUGUGUUUGGACCAGGGCAUCAAGGAGAACCACACAGCCACCUUGCACCCCUGCCAUGGGUGGGGGCCCCAGUUAGGACGUUACACCAGAGAAGGUGAGCUGUACCUGGGUCCACUGGGCAGCACCGGGGGGGACACUCGCUGCGUGGUGGAUGACCCCAGCAGCACCUUGCCACAGCUGGUGGACUGUGACAAUGUGAAGGACGUCCAGCAGACCAAGUGGAUUUACACUCAGGGCGACUCCAUGGUAAACGCCGCCACGGGGCGCUGCCUGGAGGUGGUGCCCGCAAACGUCUACUUUGGACACCAGGUGGUGCUGCAGUCCUGUUCUGGACAGAGGUGGACCAUCAAGAACACCAUGAGCCAGUAGACGCUGCUUGAUGACAUCACCGGGUCACCUGUGGACGGGGACGAAGCCACAAGCAAGUUCUCUCAUCUUCAUUGACGUCUGCAUUGUUGUAGUCUGCAAAUAACGCGUCUUCAAACGUAUAAAAGACGAACAUUAAAGGAGCGCGUAAAUACGUCCGUCCUAGCAUGUUUUUCUAUGUUGUGGACAUUCUUAGCGGACGCUAUUGUGCCCCAUUGCAGCGUCUGCAUCUUGAUGCAUGCAGCAGGACAAAGCAGGUCCAUUCAUGGAUGUGAUGUGAAAGUACUGUCAGAGGACAAGUGGAGGAAGGAAAGUGAGGGGCUGGAUUGAUUGUUCUGACGUCAUCAUGAUGUCAUGGGUUUUUUUGGUCAACAUGUCUUCCAAUAAAGCACUUACUUGAUACUUUACGUCAGUGGUCACCAACCUUUUUGAGACCAAGAUCCGUGGUCUCGGCCGCGAAACUGCUCAAGGUCUGCAGCGCUGUCACUCCUUGCUGGGGCUCGCGGGUUGCUGCCUGGACAGCGGCGAGGCGUACGCGCGUGUUCAGUGGACAAAAUGCAUGCCUGUUGGUCUGAGGUGAGGGCACUGAUAUUUUUUUCCAAAAUGUUCUUGCAAGUCCCAAAGAUCGACGAGUAGCUCACGAACAACGGGUUGGCGACCCCUGCUUCACGUAGUCAUUCAUUUUCAACAUAACGUCCUGUUUUAGCUUGUUGCUACCACUGCUCCCAGCCUUUUUUUAUAUAUCUGUUUAAAAUGUUGUACACCAGGGGUGUCCAAAGUGCGGCGCCGCUGUUAUUUUCAUUCUAACAAAAAAUUUAUUUAACAAGAAAAAACUGCAAAAAUGGGGAAAAAAAACAGCCGUAAUUUUACAAGAAUAGAGUUUUUUUUUUAAAUACUGAGCGAAAAAAGUUACAAUCUAACGGAAAAAAAGUUGUAAUUUCAUGACAAUAACGUAAUAUGAUGAAUCAUUUUAGUAGUAUAAAGUUGAAAUAAUAAAGAAAAAAAGACAUUUUAAAAAAAAGUUGUAAUAUGACAAACAAAACAACAAAUAAAGUUGGAAUUUUUGGAAAAUUAGGUUGGGGAAAAGUUUGAAUGUUUAACGAAUAAAGUCUAAAUGUUAUGGGAAUAAUAAGGUCAUAAUUACAAGAAGAUAAAUUUACAUGACCAAAGGUGAAAUAGUUGGAACAUUUAUAUAACAUAACUUUAUUCAUACGUCACUUCCUGUUGUAUGGAAAGGACGCUCACGGAAAAGCUCUGUCUACUACCACCGGAGUUUUAAACCUUUUGUGACUUUUGGUGACCACAGUUUGUGAUUACAACUCUGCAAGUGAGUGAUGAGACUUCUGCCUCAAUUCGGACCAGCGAGUGGACUAAACUCACCAAAACAGACAGUUGGAGCCGACAGCCGUUAAAGGCAAGCUAUCACCCUAGCAGCUGCACACGAAGCCGGAUUUUUAAAACAUCUG
Messenger RNA from Dunckerocampus dactyliophorus (ringed pipefish), 4404 nucleotides. RefSeq names its product polypeptide N-acetylgalactosaminyltransferase 17 (gene galnt17). NCBI's taxonomy places the organism in Eukaryota, Metazoa, Chordata, Actinopteri, Syngnathiformes, Syngnathidae. Gene Ontology annotation, cellular component: Golgi apparatus. The transcript is spliced from 10 exons. Bases 1604 to 2941 code for a protein of 445 amino acids. The record is from RefSeq and is a predicted model, not a curated record.